AUGGACAGCCAUAACUGCUUAACUUUGAUGAAUGACAUUGUUCAUUCUACUUUGAAGGCUAACCUCAUUGGUACAGAAUUGAUGGGAAGAAUUUCUCUUCUGGAAAAGAAAGCCCGUGAGUCUGAAAAGUUUAUCCAUGAGGCUGAGGAAAUAGCUAAGGGAGCCCAGCUAGAAGCAGCUAAUUGGAAAGAGCAGUUUGAGAAUGUUCAGGGAACUAUAGAAGAAUUACAAGAGAGUAGAAAUAACCUGGAGCAACAAAAGCGAGGUCUGACUUCUGAAUUAGUAGUUGCCAAGGCUUCUUCAAGCCAAUUUGAAAAAGAUAAGGAGCGCCUUGAGUGUUCAUUUUCAGAGCAAUUAUCAAAGUGUAGUGAAAAGAUAAGAGAACUUAAGGCACUCUUGGCCAAGAAAGAUGAGUAUGCAGGGGAGUUAGUGCAAAGCUUGACUCAAGCUCAAGCUGAUUUAAAAAUCUCUUCUGAUAAGGUUCGUGCCUUAGAGAGUUCUCAUGCCUCCCUUGAAGCUUCCUUUGAUUUUUCUUUAGCUGAAAAUCAAGUGUUAAAGAAUGAUCUUGCUAUGUGGGAAAGGGAAUAUGGACUUCUUGAGGAGAAUUUUAACAUAGAGUCAAGAAACUUUGAUUUAAACUCAGAGUUGGUCAAAGUUUUAGAGACUAUUGAGAGAACCCAACAACCACUUGACUUUCCCUCUCCGACAAUUGAAGCUCUCGUGGCUGAAGAACCUUUAAAUGUUGAAGCCGUUGCUGUGGCAGUUGAAAAUGCUGCAAUUCUAGCUCCAGAGGGUGAAACUUCUAUGACUCAAUUUGUGGAUGUUGAAGCUUCCGUGACUCUUGAUCCCCUCAUUGAUCCUAACACUUCAAGCUCAGCUGAAACCGCUCCUGUUGCUGCUUCUUCAGAAGUUUCCACCGUGCCUGUGGCUGCUUCUGAAAGUGAAAUUAAUAUUGCAACUUCUGAUGUGCUAACCCCUUCAGUAACCAGUUAA
Messenger RNA from Nicotiana tabacum (common tobacco), 993 nucleotides. Lineage: Eukaryota; Viridiplantae; Streptophyta; Magnoliopsida; Solanales; Solanaceae. The record is from RefSeq and is a predicted model, not a curated record.